ACUGACUGACAUGUCCAGCAAGCUGAAUGAGCUCCGUAGGCCUCUGUUCAAGCCCACCCCUGGGAUGGCUCCCAUGCCUCUCCGACGAGGUGAUUCGUACGGGCCCUCACCUGUGAGUGGCGGUGCCCCGUCCCCCCCUCUCAUGAUAGAGGGUCCCGGGCGCCCCCCCUCUGCCCCCGUGGGGCGAAGGAACGAGCUCUACGGACCACGACCUCCAUCUGACCCUCACGGCCGUUACCCUCCUGACCACAAACACCCAGUGGCUGCUAGACCUGACACAAUGGCCCCACGUACAUCCUCACUAAGCAAUCUGGACUGCUCGCAGACCACUCCACUAGAGUCAGAGUCACAGGCUGAGGCCCAGGCCUCCACAGAGAACCCAGAGGCAAACUCUCGACCUCAGGGUCCUGGCUCCCUCCUGGUCUCUCCCAUCAGCUCCCCCCCCGACUCAGGCCCCGGCCCCCUCAGACCAAUCAUCAGCUAUCCCUCCGGACUCUGCUACCGUCCCCCUCCCGGCCCCGGCCCCCACCACAUCCCUCCUCCCCCACCCUUCAUGCCUCCCGUGUACCGACCAGACAACGGACACUCAGGCAUGAUGCCUCCCAGACCCCCACCGCCUAACGGACACCCGCCUGGUCCCAUGAUCCCACCCGAAUAUCGGCCUCCACCACCUGGUGCUUACAGUCCCCCUUCCCCACACAACCGGUGCCCUCCUCCACCUUCUCACUAUGGACCGGUGCCUCCCCCAUUCGGUGUUUCCAGCGGCACUCCUAUGGCCCGACCCAUGGGACCCCCACGUACCUACGUGCACUAUGGACCACGUGAUCAUUCCAUCCCACCCCAGCACCUGCCCCCUUGGGCGGCCCCAUACCCUCCUCACGGCGGCCCCAGAGACUUCCCUGGGCAGCCCCCCAUGCAGCCACAGGCCCCCCAUGGCCAUGACUCUUCUGUGGGCCCCCAGCCCGGCAUUGGCUCCCAGGGCCAGGGGCAAGACUACAGCUCCCAGCAGGCAACAGCUGCCCCCCAGGACUCAGUCAGCUCUGCCAUGGCAGAGCCUUAGACACCCACCAACCGUUAACGACCUGGCUACAUUUAAUUAACCACGAUUCAUCUCUUUAUUUUUCUUAAAGUAUCUUUUCUUAAAGUAUCUUAAAAGUUAGUGUUCCUAUUAAAGCAUCAGAAAAUCAAUGUCUUAUGUUUCGUAUGUUUGAGUAGUGACUGAGGCUUGCCACUCUGCAAGAAGGCCUAUUGUGCAAUAACAUUUAUAUUGUAUGACUGAGGGUUUUUAAAAGGGUAUUAUGUUGGUUUUGUAUUAAUUUCACAAUGUUAUCAUGGUUUCCUAUGGAAAUUAUUAAAAAUAAAGGGGCCCCAAGCUUUUGGGUUGCUUGCGCUGGUUCUAAUCCCCGAGCCGACUAGAUGAAAAAUCUGUUGAUGUGCCCUUAAGCAAGGCACUUAACCCUAAUUGGUCAUGUAAGUCGCUCUAGAUUAGAGCGUCUGCUAAAUGACUAAUUUUUUUUUUUUUAAAUGUAUCAAUCAUUUCAGAAGUACCGUAUUAUCUUAACUCUUCCCAAAACAGUCUCUUCAGAAUGAACUGAAAAGGAAGGUUGUGUAAAUUGAUAGUCAGAGAUGUAUUUACUAUUCUUAGGAUAUUUUAUUAAUAAAGCUGGUAAAAAGUACUGCAGUUAUGUUAUCUAUUGUUCAUAUGAAGCAUAUGACAACUCUUCAGAUCCAUUUUAGUUUAAAGGAAAUGUCUGAUAGUGCUCAAUGUAUUUGUUUUGUAUGGAUAGCUAUAUUACAUGUGAAAAGCCAUUAAUCACCCACUAACUGAACACCUGUCAUAUUACCUUCACAUUGUUUGUCUUUUUUUUGUCUUAUGUUACAUCAGGGAUGCAUCACAUUUGUCAAUUUAUUUUCAAGUAAAAAAAGAACCUGAUAUUUCUUGCACAUGAUUAAAGACCGUAUUUGCAUUACAUUUAUAUCAUUGCGCUCAGAUAAUGUAUGCUUUGGUGAGAAAUAUUUGUUUAACUCUGAGUAGGUCCCAGAGCGUUUCUUUGUACCCACAGACAAUAUUUACUGCUACCAAAACACUUGACUGAUUUGAUUAUUAAUGGCAUAUCUGGAAUGGUAUUAUGUACACCGUUAUCAAGGCUGUCAAAUGAUUGUAUAGUUGGGCUCUGCUCUGCCUUAUACAGUAUGUGAAGCCAUAAAUGGAGUUACUGAAGGUUAA
Messenger RNA from Coregonus clupeaformis (lake whitefish), 2227 nucleotides. Its product is annotated as basic proline-rich protein-like. Lineage: Eukaryota; Metazoa; Chordata; Actinopteri; Salmoniformes; Salmonidae. The record is from RefSeq and is a predicted model, not a curated record.